This is a messenger RNA of Protomyces lactucae-debilis, 1880 nucleotides long. Its product is annotated as kinase-like domain-containing protein. Gene Ontology annotation, cellular component: nucleus. The transcript is spliced from 4 exons. Gene Ontology annotation, molecular function: cyclin-dependent protein serine/threonine kinase activity; ATP binding. Gene Ontology annotation, biological process: protein phosphorylation. Lineage: Eukaryota; Fungi; Ascomycota; Taphrinomycetes; Taphrinales; Protomycetaceae. The record is from RefSeq and is a predicted model, not a curated record. Bases 157 to 1836 code for a protein of 559 amino acids.
GGAAGAGAAGCUGGCAGUCGCUUGAAAAUGACGGUUCGCGCGACAGACACAAAAAGACGGCGCGACCUGGCACAGCUUCUACAUCCGUGUCGCACUCACGCCGGUUCUCGCACUUCUGCUUCAUAGCACAGGCACGCUGAGCUCGUGGUCUAGAGGAUGCAGCCCAAGCGGUCCGCAGAGGAGGCCCUCGCAGAGUCGGCGCCCGCCACGCCUGGAACAAACCCCGGGACACCGUCGCUCAAGAAGCUUUCCAUCCCCAAGCUCACCAAGUUGCGCGCGUUUGAGGGAUGCAGCAACCUCAAAGAUUACGAAAUGCAGGAGAAGAUUGGAGAGGGCACUUUUGGCAUCGUACACCGGGCCUGUCAUCGCAAGACAAAGCAAGUGGUCGCCUUGAAGCGUAUCCUGAUGCAUAAUGAGAAGGAUGGCUUCCCAAUCACUGCGCUUCGCGAGAUUCGCAUCCUCAAAAUGCUCAACCACCCAAACGUGGUGCCCUUGACGGACAUGACCGUAGAGCGUGGCGACAAGAGCAAAAAGAAGCGCGGCGCGAUAUACAUGGUGACGCCCUAUAUGGAUCACGACCUCAGUGGCCUACUGGAAAAUCCAAAGGUCCAAUUUACUCCUGCCCAGAUCAAGUGCUACAUGCAACAGCUUCUGGAAGGGACUGGCUACUUACACAGCAUGCAUAUUCUCCAUCGAGACAUGAAGGCGGCAAAUUUGCUUAUCAAUAAUCAGGGGAUCCUGCAAAUUGCAGAUUUCGGCUUGGCAAGACUGUAUGAAGACGAACCAGCGCCAGACAGCGAUAUGCCCAAGCGUCAAUAUACAAACUGUGUUGUGACUCGUUGGUACCGACCUCCGGAGUUAUUGCUCGGCGAACGCUGCUACACACCUGCAAUUGAUCUAUGGGGUGUAGGAUGCGUCAUGGGUGAAAUCUACCUGGGCAAGCCCAUGUUCCAGGGUCGUACCGAUGUCGACCAACUAGAUCUCAUUUUCCGCCUAUGUGGAGGACCUACAGAGUCAUCUAUGCCGGGGUGGACAAAUUUGCCUGGAUGUGAGGGGGUAAAGAGCUUUGCAGUUCCACCUCGGAUAUUGGAGAAGGAAUAUGCGGUGCAUGGCAUAGAAAUGGCGAAUCUUCUCGGUUCGCUCCUGACGCUGAAUCCUUCGAAGCGUCCUACCGCCACACAAGCCCUCCAAGCAAAGUACUUUUCCUGCGAGCCGCUUCCGGCCGAGGCGGUCGACCUGCCUACGUACGAGUCUUCACACGAGCUGGACAAGAGUGGUUACGCUGCCGCUGCCGCUGCGGCAAAGGCACCUGCAGCUGCUGGGGAGAUGGCGAAGGGCGGAAAUGGCAAUUUGGCAAUCAACAAGGAUGCCGGCGUGCCUUCAACGUCAUGGGCUGACAAUGGCAGACCCCAAGGCAACGGUGCCCCUGAGCGUGGACCUCAGCGCGUUCAAGGUCAUCAGCGCGAUGUGCCGGCACGCAGGCAAGUAUCUCAAGGACACGGUUCUACUGAGCGUGACCGCUGGCCGGAGAGGGGGCAAGCCAACAGCGGUGACCGUGACCGCUGGACGAAAGGCGACCGAGACCGACGUGGGCCGCGUGAUAGGUAUGACAAUGGGCGCAACGGUCGAGAUCACGACAGAUUUCGAGAUCAAAACCGCGGUAUGGACAGAGGCCGAAGUCAUGAUCGUGACCGCUACGAUAGGAGCCGCGAGCGGCUGCCUGAAGGUGAUCAUGAUCGUCCUGACGCUGGCCCACGGGAUCCGCGCGAUACACGAGAGCCACGACGUGAGUAUCGCAACUUGCUUCUCGCGCGAUCUGGUCAGAGAGAUGUAUGAGAGAUCUAUUGUAUGGAUGCAUCCUAGCAAUGAAUGUGACUGUG